AUGUUGAAACUAGUGCUAACCGUGCAAAAUGAAGAACUUGUUCGCACGGAUUAUUCCUAUGUCAUACAUGAGAGGCAAAUUUUUAGGGCUAGCGGUUUACUGAUGAAAAAACGAUACUUCAACAUGAAUUAUAACUGGACUGAUUUUAGCGGUGGUUGGGUUAUGUGUACAUUAUACUGCUCUAGAAAAUUAAAGCUUAAUGGAAAUGAAGUUGGUGUUACUCGUAAAAUAAGCAAUGUUGGUGAAUUUUACGACUGUGAUGGUAGUUUGUACAAGAAUGGUCCAUUUAAAUCGGUAACGGUAUCAAAAAACGACUCACAAUGCGCAUGUUUUGAAAAACGUACGCUAGCAGUUGUUAAAGGCGGUACACCUGAACAUCAUUAUAAUGGGAAAAAAGAGAACUACCGUCGUUUUUAAUACAAAAAGAUCUCAACUCUUUAAGCAAACUUGUUCAUUUCGAACUGAUUUGGCAUGUUGGACACAAAUUUUAUCCCCUAAUAACGGUGACAUACUCUUUCUGCACUUAAAUAUAUCCGAAGAAGACGAAACUGAAUAAAAUAGCACACCCGCACGACACACUGUUUUAUUUCAAUUUGGAACGCGUAGCUUAAAGACUAAAAACUAUUUUUUUGACAAUGAUUGACAAAGAAAUGUUCGUGAAAUAUUUGUACGGACACGGUACGCGAUAUAAGGACAGUGAUGUAUACGUAUUAGAUAGUUCGAAAAAAAGUACGGAAGAGAGAGCGUUAAAAAAGAUCGCACCGCCAGCUAGUUUGAAUCCGACAUACGCUAAUUCACGUCCAUGCAAACAGGGACAAGUACCUCAACCGAAACAACAACGUGCAAGCGAAGGUAUCAACCAGAAAAUUCUACCUGCUAUUCUCAAUGGGCCGCAGUAAAAAGAAAUGUGGAAAAAAGCAAAAAAGCAUACCAAUUUAUAUGAGAACAUUUUUAAUUCCUCGUCCUCGUCGUAUCAAACAGAAAGGGGGGGGGGGCUUUUGGUGCCGGAAUGGUUAUGGAGAUGAUGGCACCCAUGUUAUUGGGAACAUUAGGUAAAAUACUAAAAGUAAAAGUAGGUGGGUAAAUGAAAUGAUGUAAAAUUAAAAGAAACAAAUGUUUUGUUGAAAAAAAAAACACGUUUGUUAUAAAUUCAUUUAUCUUAUUGUGUGUUAUUUAUUCGUGAAAGUACUCUUCAAGAUGAGUAAACGUGCUCGUACAGAGGUAGAGGAAGAGAGUGUG
Messenger RNA from Paramuricea clavata, 1239 nucleotides. The record is from the annotation of a GenBank genome assembly. Lineage: Eukaryota; Metazoa; Cnidaria; Anthozoa; Malacalcyonacea; Plexauridae.